Fomitopsis serialis is the source of this 813-nucleotide messenger RNA. RefSeq lists its product as uncharacterized. The transcript is spliced from 2 exons. Lineage: Eukaryota; Fungi; Basidiomycota; Agaricomycetes; Polyporales; Fomitopsidaceae. The record is from RefSeq and is a predicted model, not a curated record. Bases 166 to 675 code for a protein of 169 amino acids.
CCUGCGACCUACCCUCACGCCGACGGUUGAAUAUCUCAGCUCUUCUCUGACAAGCGGCAAGGAUCGCCUGCCCCUGCUCUUCAGUCGAACGCAGCUUCGCUCGAUUCCGCUCUACAGAGGCUCCGCCUGUCUGCACCCGUUGAAGCGUGGGCCGACCCGCCUGUCAUGAACUCGGGAGUACGCAGCGUACAUUUCGACGUUUCACGGAGCCGCCCGCAACGCAGCCACCCGCCCUUGCGCUACGCCCCGAUGCCUCCCGCGCCAUCGCUACCCGCGGCGGCGGGAGCAGAUGUUGUGUCCAAAGGAACGGAGCAACCCUCCGACGCUUCCAUGCAUAUGGGGCCCGUUCGGCACGAGCAUGCCAUUAGAUCGCGCGCGGAGAAGGUUGUCUGGUUCGCCUCUGAGGGGCCUCCGCUCACGGCUGUCGCGCUUCCUCCCACGAUUGCGAACGUCGGCGAUGUGUACGUUCAUAAGACCCUUGGGAGCGUGCAGAUUUGGCUGCGCGCCGCGUCGGGAACGUGGUUGCCUAUCGCUGAGCAGCACCCGCACCCAAUCAUAACAGGCUACGUCCUGCGCCUCCUCGAAAACGGCGAUCCGCGUUGGGUGACGAAGGAGACGUUUCGUACCUAUGUUGGGCGCCAGAAGAAGUUGGAGCAAUCUGCUUAUCUCUCGUAAGGCAGCAUCGAGCGCGUGAUAUGGCCCAGGAGACCUAUACAUAGCUUACAAUAAUGCGCAUGUACUAUCGAGACUCGACGACUCGGCGUUAACAAGGCGUUGUUUGGUGCCUUCCGGCUUCGCCUGCUUCGUUCGCUC